Messenger RNA from Hyla sarda, 1041 nucleotides. RefSeq names its product olfactory receptor 10A7-like. The coding region runs from base 1 to 1041 and encodes 346 amino acids. The transcript is spliced from 3 exons. Gene Ontology annotation, biological process: G protein-coupled receptor signaling pathway. Gene Ontology annotation, cellular component: membrane. Gene Ontology annotation, molecular function: olfactory receptor activity; G protein-coupled receptor activity. Lineage: Eukaryota; Metazoa; Chordata; Amphibia; Anura; Hylidae. The record is from RefSeq and is a predicted model, not a curated record.
AUGGCAGUGGAAGACCAGAACCCUGGAGACUCCUCAGACGAUAGUAGAGAUAUCUCCGGGGGGUUCUUCUACCUGGUCCCUUGUCUUCAUCUUGUAGAUAAAUAUCGGCAGGGUAAUAAUCUGACUGCGGUCACUGAGUUCUUUCUGUUAGGAUUUCAAAUCAACCAAGGUUUAAGAAUUUCACUGUUCUGCUUUCUCCUGAUGAUUUACUGUGGGACAAUAUGUGGGAAUCUCCUGAUCAUCACCCUGGUGUCCACCAGCAAGAACCUCCACACCCCAAUGUACUUCUUAAUCUCACAACUGUCCAUCAAUGACAUGUUGGUGACCUCAGAUAUUACCCCCAAUAUGCUCCAUAUCCUACUGAAUAAUGGGGGGGCCAUUUCAUUUAUUAACUGUGUCGCUCAGUUUUAUUUCUUCUGUGCCUCAGAAACAUCUGAAUGUCUUCUCCUCUCUGUGAUGUCUUAUGACAGAUAUGUGGCCAUCUGUAAUCCUCUCCGUUACUCUUCUAUCAUGACAAGUAAAUAUUGUGGGAUAUUGACAGUCAUCUGUUGGUUUUUGGGAUCUUCCAUUAUUUUGAUUUAUAUAAUUACAAUGACAAAGCUUAUUUUUUGUGGACCAAACAUCAUUGACCAUUUCUUCUGUGACAUGAUCCCCUUACUAGAGCUUUCCUGCUCUGACACCUUUGUUGUUCACUUGCAGAUGACUUUACUAAGUAUUCCAGUCCUAUUAAUACCAUCCACCAUCAUUAUAGUUUCUUAUACUUAUAUUGUUUUAGAAAUAUUAAGGAUCCCAUCCAAUGCUGGUAGGAAGAAAGCCUUCUCCACCUGUAGCUCCCACCUCAUUGUGGUCUCCAUAUUCUAUGGGACUAUAUUCAGUGUUUAUGUUGUCCCAACAAAAGGACAAACACUGACCAUGAGUAAAAUCCUCUCCCUACUAUAUACUGUGUUUAUUCCUUUGGUCAACCCUAUUAUAUACAGUCUGAGGAAUAAAGACAUUAGGAAAGCCGUACAGGAAACAAUUCAAAAGUGGGUGAUCUGGUAA